Molecule: messenger RNA, 1678 nt
Organism: Castor canadensis (American beaver)
Lineage: Eukaryota; Metazoa; Chordata; Mammalia; Rodentia; Castoridae
Source: RefSeq, a predicted model, not a curated record
CAAAUGUCACCCACAUUAGAGAGGAGAAUUGGUGAAUGAUCAUCUCAGCAAAGAUCAGCGCUAACAUGUUUGAAUUGGAGAUGAAAGUGCUAGAUUAUCGUGAAGGAGGCAAUCACUAUUAAAACGUGCUUCCUUGGUGGUACUGGAAAACAGGGUGACAACUCAUAGAAAAUGUGCAGGGGCAUUGGAAACCUUUGAAGAAGUGUGUAGCUAAUAGCCCAUAUAUAAUUCCGAAGAAGAAGUCUUCAAUGGAAGACCCCCGGGGGAUAAAUGGACAGUCUGUGCAAACAUCUCAAGCCAGUUCAGAUGUGGCUGUUUCCUCAAGUUGCAGGUCUAUGGAAAUGCAGGAUCUAACCAGCCCGCAUAGCCGUCUGAGUGGUACUAGUGAAUCCCCCAGUGGUCCCAAACUCGAUAAUUCUCAUAUAAAUAGUAAUUCCAUGACUCCCAAUGGCACCGAAGUUAAAACAGAGCCAAUGAGCAGCAGUGAAAUAGCUUCAUCAACAGCAGACGGGUCUUUAGACAAUUUCUCAGGUUCAGCAAUCGGGAACAGCAGCUUCAGUCCAAGACCAGCUCACCAAUUCUCUCCACCACAGAUUUAUCCUUCCAACAGGCCAUACCCACAUAUUCUUCCUGCCCCCUCAUCACAAACUAUGGCUACAUAUGGGCAAACCCAGUUUACCACAGGAAUGCAACAAGCCACAGCAUAUGCCACGUACCCUCAGCCUGGACAGCCAUACGGAAUUUCCUCCUAUGGCAUCAAGACGGAAGGUGGAUUGUCACAGUCUCAGUCACCUGGACAGACGGGAUUUCUCAGCUAUGGCACGAGCUUUGGUACCCCUCAGCCUGGACAGGCACCCUACAGCUACCAGAUGCAAGGUAGCAGUUUUACAACAUCAUCAGGAUUAUAUACAGGAAAUAAUUCACUCACAAAUUCCUCUGGAUUUAACAGUUCACAGCAGGACUAUCCAUCUUAUCCCGGUUUUGGCCAGGGUCAGUACGCACAGUAUUACAACAGCUCACCAUAUCCAGCUCAUUAUAUGACAAACAGCAGUGCCAGCCCAACAACACCAUCCAGCAGCGCCACUUACCAGCUCCAAGAACCACCAUCCGGCGUCACGAGCCAAGCAGUUACUGAUCACACAGCAGAGUACAGUACAAAUAAACUAGUGAAUCCUGCUUCCCAAAUUAGGAUGAGUAGAACUUUGCCAUCAGGUCAUAUCAUGAGACUUGUCCUUGGUGAAUUUUAUAUAUAAGGAAUCCCAUGUGAAAGAAUAGGACUGGCUGGAUACAAAGCCAUGACACAUGGGAAAAAUACAAAAUUAUAAUUUUCAAAAUGUGUACAUAAUGGUAUCCUAGGAAUGAAUAGUUUAUCUUAGUAAUUUAGGUACUUAUUUCAAUUUAAUUAUUGAAUAGCUACAUAGUAGAAUUGAUCUGGGAAGAAAAUAUUAUUUUUGAGAUUUCUCAUAUUGACUGCUUCUCACUAAAAUGAAUAUGUAUGAAUCAGUCUUGCUUACGUUCCAAGACAGAAGUGGAAAGUUCACUGAGUUUCCACACUGGGGAAAAAUGGAAUAAGAUUUCAAAGACUCAGCCUGGGUUUUGUUUUGCUUUUUAUACUUGCAGUAAGACUAUGGAUUCAGCUUAACAUUUUUGGCAUUAACUUGCCUUUCUUAGUAGUCAU